Scomber japonicus (chub mackerel) is the source of this 4658-nucleotide messenger RNA. RefSeq names its product solute carrier family 25 member 36-A. The record is from RefSeq and is a predicted model, not a curated record. Bases 352 to 1287 code for a protein of 311 amino acids. NCBI's taxonomy places the organism in Eukaryota, Metazoa, Chordata, Actinopteri, Scombriformes, Scombridae. Gene Ontology annotation, cellular component: mitochondrion; mitochondrial membrane. Gene Ontology annotation, biological process: mitochondrial transport; pyrimidine nucleotide import into mitochondrion. Gene Ontology annotation, molecular function: pyrimidine nucleotide transmembrane transporter activity. The transcript has 7 exons.
GGCACGGUGACGUGAAGGAGGCCGAGUCGUACACGGUCAGAGCCGCUGUUAGUGCUGCAAGACUGGAAUUACUUUCAAACAUUGAAGAGACGCACACUAUGCUGAAACAUUAUCUUGUCUCAAAAGGAGGAGACGCAAACCUGUCGCUCUGACAUCGACCUUUACCGCCCGGAAACCCGUUAGCUGUGCCAGCUAACGCAAGCUAGCUCAGUUAGCUAUUACAUACCCUCGUUUUUUUCCACGCAGCUGACCUACACAAACAACAACACAGCCGUGCUCAGUAUCAUUUGCUUGCUAGGUUGGGGUCGCCUGUGGUGCCCCGUGGACGGUUCUCGUCGAAUAUGAUACAUAAUGAGUCAAAGAGAUACUUUAGUUCAUCUGUUUGCUGGAGGAUGUGGGGGCACAGUAGGAGCCAUACUGACAUGUCCACUGGAAGUAGUGAAGACACGUCUGCAGUCGUCCUCUAUCACCCUCUAUGUGUCUGAGGUUCAGCUCAGCACUGUCAACGGGGCCAGCAUGGCCCGCAUGUCCCCACCAGGGCCCCUGCAUUGCCUCAAAUUGAUAUUGGAGAAAGAAGGACCUCGUUCUCUCUUCAGGGGCUUGGGGCCAAACUUGGUGGGCGUGGCACCUUCCAGAGCAAUCUACUUUGCUGCUUACUCCACUGCCAAAGAAAAACUGAACGGCAUAUUGGAGCCAGACUCCACACAGGUUCACAUGGUCUCGGCUGGAAUGGCAGGUUUUACAGCCAUUACAGCAACCAAUCCAAUAUGGCUCAUAAAGACCCGUCUACAACUGGAUUCUAGGAAUCGAGGUGAGCGAAGGAUGAAUGCGUUUGAGUGUGUGCGGCGGGUGUAUCAGUCAGACGGCCUGCGAGGCUUCUACAGGGGUAUGUCGGCAUCGUAUGCUGGUAUCUCAGAGACUGUGAUCCACUUUGUGAUCUAUGAAAACAUCAAACGGCGCCUCUUGGAGGCCAAGGCACCACAGAACAUGGACGAGGAAGAGGAAGCAACCAAAGAUGCUUCAGACUUUGUAGGGAUGAUGCUCGCUGCUGCCACCUCCAAGACCUGUGCCACAAGCAUCGCUUAUCCUCAUGAGGUGAUCCGCACCAGGCUACGCGAGGAGGGUACUAAAUAUCGGUCCUUCUUCCAGACUCUAACGACGGUGCCCAAAGAGGAGGGCUACCGCGCUCUUUACCGCGGCCUCACCACUCACUUGGUACGACAGAUCCCCAACACCGCUAUCAUGAUGUGCACCUACGAGCUGGUGGUCUACUUCCUGAACGGUUAAAGUCUUCCCCCUCCUUAGAGAGUACAUGUAACCCUGCCCUUGUUCAGAGACAGAGAAAGAGAGCGACUGCACACCAGCUAGCACAACGACCUGCUUGCCCGAAGAGGACCCAAUAUGGCACCAUGACCUUUGUGUCAGUGACGCGAGUGGUUGUUAAAAAUAAAUAGGGAGUUUUGUUUUAUAACCAAAGGGUCUGGUACAGGAUUGAAAAGUUCCUCUUAUUGAUUUGGGAUCUGGGUUUUAGCAGUGGAAAAGAAAAGGUUGCCCUCCCUCACCUUACUCUAUUGAAAUGUUAUUUUCAUUUUUUAUUCCAUCCUAUUUUCCCUUCGGUUACAUACGCUGCUUGUGCAAGCUCUGAUUCAUAGUGCUGAAGAAAGAACCCGAGUUACAGUAUAUUCUGCCUCUAACAAUACUAAUGGAAGAGAAGUACAUUAAUUCUAGUCCUUACAAUCUAAUGGAAACGAAACCCUCUCCAGCUGUAGGUUUUACUGUCAUGGUGAUGAUCAGUUUUUAAAAUAUAGUAGUAUCAUGCAGUAUUCCCUGCAGCCCUUAGAGUACCACUAGAGGCCCAAACUGUAAAGACGCCAAGAGUCAGGAGCUACCACGCAUCCUUUUGAGCUGAAAUAUCUCAAGAGGGUUCCGAAGUUUUUGGAGAACAAGGAGCAGUCAGUGCUUGACGCUUGUUGAGUUUUAAUAAACAGAGGGGGGAAAUGUGGAGGGAGGGGGAAACGUGCCUUGUGUGAUAAUGUGAUGUAGACUAAGAUGCACAAUGCUGUAGGAGGAGGUAGAGCUGUGGUUGACCUGUCCAGGCACGAUACAAAAAGUGUAGAAACGUAGUUGAACACUGUUUUUGGGUGAUUUCGUUCACCCAGGGAACCCUCUUGCAUAUUGUGAACAAACAGCUGACACGCUCACCUAAGGGUUUUUUAACCUUACUGGUCGUGAUUUACAUACAUUUACAACUCUUGACACUAAAUACCUACACGGAACCCUUCUGUAAAUGGCGUUUUUUUUAAAUCAAAAACCGCUUGGUUAUGUGGAAGAAGCGUAGUCACUAAUCAUAGGCUAAAACAUCGCCGAACUAAACCAGAAUAAGAGCCGCCUUUCUAACUACUGGAAUGUAAAUAAACGGGAGAAAUAACCUUACUAAAGGCAAGGAAGUAAAAACACUGACCCAUGAUGUGAAUAUAAAUUAAUACUUAAAUAUAAUUAACUAACUUUAACAAAUUGUACUAUUGAUAGAUAUAUUAAAUAGGUAUGCCAACAUAACGUGAUUGUGAUUCAGUUUCUUUAGAAGAGACAGAGAUGGGGGGUGGGGUGGGGGCGGGUUUAUAUGUUAGUUGUUAUCUUUUUCUCAAACAACAGUGUCAUUCUUACAGCACUUUUUUCAACGUUUCUCCGGAAUCUUCAUCUCAUUUUGUUUUCCCCUCAGUUGGAGAAUCCAGGCUAGUUUUACAGGCGGGGACAAUCCUCUUGAGUUUACUCUGGAAACGUGUGGUACAGUUUAGUCAGUGUGUGGAGGAGGUAGUGAGGAAUAUGUUUCUCAUAAGCGCACAUUAAUCAAAUGCAGACCAGUAUGAAGAAAAUAUUGUUAAAACCCCUCCAACCUCCUUGGAUUAUACAGUUAUUCACAAAACUACUACCUUUCACCUUUUUGUCAGUGCUUUAUGUACUUUGAUGUCCUUUUCAUGGAGUGGAAAGGUACGUUUUUGUUUUUUUCAUGCUUCCAUCAGUAACUUCCCUUCCAUAAUCAUGACACAAGAACCUAGUCUCUUUGUAUUGUGUGCAAUUUCAUCUCAAGUCAUGAACUUUAAAGGUGCAGAGUGUAGAAUUUAGUGGCAUCCAGCAGAACAGACUUGGCAAAAACAAUAUUCAUGAAUUGGUUUUAAUUAGUGUAUAAUUACCUGAAAAUAAGAAUGGUUGUGUUUUUGUUAAGUCAGAAUGAGCACUUUAUAUCUACAUAGGGAGUGGGUCCUCUUCAACAGAGGUCGAAGUGUUGUACGGCCAUGUUUCUACAGUAGCCCAGAAUGGACAAACCAAACGUUGGCUCUAGAGGGUGUAUUUCACAGGUUUUGCAGCCUCUGUGGGAUUCAGGUUAUUGCAAAUACAACCUCACUGCUACAUGCCACUAAAUCCUACACAAUGGUCCUUUAGGUGUGAGGCUUAGCCCGAAAUGCUAACACAAAUAAACUUCUCACUUUAAACAGCCCCUCCUGUGUAUUUUAACUCACAGUGAUAACUUAUCUAAACACUUCACUGCUUUAUUGGGCAACAGUGCUGGUGCGCAGCAGUAGGCAUGUCUGGCUCCCGUGGAAGGGAAGGGCAGUAUUUUUGGCAUAAAAUGCAACUCGACUAUGCUCACUUUCUCAGCGCCAGCAUACUUGAGUUAAGAUCGUCGAAAUAGCUUAGGUGUCUGGCCCCCCCCAAAACAGCCUCAAAUGCUUCUAAGACUAUUGACGUAAUCCUUAAUGUGAACACUUUUUCAGUUUUACAAUUUACAUGAAGGAUGCAUUAGAUUAGCCUCAGUGUGCAAAUCUCACCGGAGAUGUAUUCGUGCUUACAGACAAGUACCGUCAACACACACUACCGUCAUACCAUGGGUAACUCUGUUGCUGCUAGUAGUUUGUAUUCCAUGGUGCUGGCUACACUCCCAUGUGUUUUAAAACAGGACGGAUAGACGGUCCUUGCAGAUAGUGUGAGUUGAUUGUACAUAACCUUGAUAAAGGGUUGCUUCACCCAUUUUACAAAAAAAGAUAGUAUUACUUUGAGUAUCACAAUCAGAAUUCAAUUUUACUGUAAUGUAUUGAGGUGGUGACUGAAAAUGAAAACCUUUUUAGAAUACUGCUAGAUCUAAAUGAAUGCCUCAAUACUAUUAAUGAGAAAUUCUGAUUCAGAAUGUUUUUUUUUUUUUUUUUGUUUGUUUGGGUGAAAUGUCCCUUUAACUGUACGGUUAUAUGCAUCUCUUUUACCUAUAGCUGUGUCCGUUGUUUGUGAUUAUGAUGCAUUAUUCCCUUGCAUCCCAUGGUUAUUCUUUUUUUUGCACCCCCACACGUUUGCAUUGUGUGCCAGUGAGUGUGCGUGUAUUUCUUUUGCGUGUGCUUGCUUCAAAUGACAAUCGUAUGUCAUUCGGUCGUGUCUUGUGUGUAAGAGACCAUAGGAGUAUGUGUGCACUCAGUUGAAUAGCUGCAAACAGUGUUUUUAUCUUUUUAAAAUAAAUGGUUGCCUUUUCCUGACACCCUUUUGUUUGUUUUUUGUUGUUUUUUCCAUGUUGUCAUUGAUGAGCCAACUGUAAGUGAGGCUCAGUCUAUGCAUUCUCUCAUACCUGUUUUUUUAAACAAAAAAGUCAAUAAAAUGCAAAGAGUGCAAGUAUA